AUGGGAGGGAGCCGCUUCCCCGGGGAGAGAGUCCUCUUCUACCUUGUUCUCCAUCUCCUGCUUCAAGCACAAGACCAUUCUUUCGCCAUCAACUGCCCAGGGUUUGGCGAGCCGGUGGGUCUGGAUUCUGGCUUUGGCAGAAAGCCCUUCCCUCCAGUCAUCAGCUUUGCUGUCCCCGUCCGGGUCAACAUCUCCUUCACCAUAAUUGCCAUCAUGGAUGUGGAUGAACAGCUGCAGCUCAUGACCUCAUUCCUGUGGCUAGAAAUGGUCUGGGAUAACCCCCUGCUGCGCUGGCGCCCGGAAGAGUGUGAGGGCAUCCGCAAAAUGAGUGUGGCGGCCAGGAACCUGUGGCUCCCAGACGUUUCCGUCAUUGAAUUAGCAGAGGUGCAGAAAACCCCCAGAGGGCUCACAGCAUUCAUAAGUAAUGAAGGUCGCAUCCGGUAUAAGAAACCCAUGAAGGUGGCCAGUCUCUGCAACCUGGACAUCUUCUACUUCCCCUUUGACAAACAGAACUGCACACUCACCUUCCGAUCACAGCUCUACACAGCGGACAGCCUGGUACUGGGCAUGGAGAAGGAAGUGUGGGAAAUAGCAGCCGCAUCACGGAAUGUGGUUCAGGUCCGCGGGGAAUGGCAGCUCUUGAGCAUCACCAAGGCCACUCCAAACAUGUCCCUGGCCACCAACCUGCACGACCAGAUCGCGUUCCACGUGGCCAUCAGACGCAGGCCCCGGCUCUAUGUGCUGCACCUCCUCGUGCCCAGCGGCUUCCUGGUGGCCAUCGACGCCCUCAGCUUCUACUUGCCUGCAGAAAAUGUGCACCGCGCCCCCUUCAAAAUGGCCCUGCUGCUGGGCUACAACGUCUUCCUGCUCCUGAUGAACGACCUGCUCCCCUUCGGCGGCAGCGCUCUCAUCAGCGUCUACUUCGCGCUGUGUCUGUCCCUGAUGGUGGCCGGCCUGCUGGAGACCAUCUUCAUCACCCACCUGCUGCACCCGACCCGGUCGGAGCCCCCGCGCGCGCCCCGCUGGCUGUAUGCGCUGCUGCUGCUGCCGCCGCCGCUGCCGCACCCCGGGCCCGGGAGCCGCCUCCGGGAGCACGGACCCCCCGCGGCGCCGGAGGCCCCAGGCCCCCAGCAGGCCGAGCCCAGCGGGUGCCCUGGGGCGGCGGACGCCCCCCGGGAGCCGCUCAGCCUCCGGCUGGACACCCUGCUCUUCCGCCUCCACCUGCUCUUCCUGGCCGCCUCCGUCCUCACCGUCGCGAUCCUUUGGAGCACCUAGGAACCUGGGCUUGGAGGCCGC
This is a messenger RNA of Octodon degus (degu), 1296 nucleotides long. Its product is annotated as 5-hydroxytryptamine receptor 3E. Gene Ontology annotation, biological process: nervous system process; signal transduction; regulation of membrane potential. Gene Ontology annotation, cellular component: synapse; membrane; neuron projection. Gene Ontology annotation, molecular function: extracellular ligand-gated monoatomic ion channel activity; transmembrane signaling receptor activity; neurotransmitter receptor activity. Bases 1 to 1275 code for a protein of 424 amino acids. The transcript has 9 exons. NCBI's taxonomy places the organism in Eukaryota, Metazoa, Chordata, Mammalia, Rodentia, Octodontidae. The record is from RefSeq and is a predicted model, not a curated record.